This is a messenger RNA of Scutellospora calospora, 141 nucleotides long. The record is from the annotation of a GenBank genome assembly. Lineage: Eukaryota; Fungi; Glomeromycota; Glomeromycetes; Diversisporales; Gigasporaceae.
ACUCUAUAUCUCAGCCAAUACCUAUUACUGCUCAAGAGGAAGAAGUAGCUAUAAAUGAAGAAAAUAUAAAGAAAGAAGAACUUAUAACAAUUAUUAAUUUAUUGUUAGAUUCUCUUGAUAUUUCAAACUAUUUAAAAUACU